CAUUUUCUAGGUGCACAAACCAGCGUAGACAAAUUUUGAUUGAUUCGGUCGCGGUGCGUCGUGGAAAGAGGACCUGUUUGUGUCGAAAAGUGUUACGAUAUUUUUUUUGCUGCUAGCCAGUUGUACACUGCAAACGCGCCGUGUGUGCCGUCACUACGGUUUUGUUACGAAAGGAGGUCGGAGUUUUUUUUGUCGGUCGCUUUGGAUUAUUUCCAUCUACCUACCUGAAAGUGCGAGUGCUCUAUAGUGAAAACUAUACGAUUUUACGGCACUCAAAUCCCUGACGCGAGGAUCAUAUCGUGGCAAGUGACCGAAGGUUUGGAGAGGAGGUACCCCAUUAUAUCAGCAGGAGGGACAUUUUUAUCGUCGAAAGUUUUCACAGUUUCGAAGCGUCAUAUUUUAGAUCUAUAAAGGAAUUUUGCCCAUAUUGCUGUGUGGAAUUUGCAACUCAGUUUGAUUGAUAUCUAGGUAGAUCAUUCACGCGAUCAGCGCGAAUAGUAUAACUCAGUGCUGCCUCUAAUAGUCUCAUAUCUAUCGCCAAGUAAAUUAGAGUUAGAAAAUAAAAAUUAUUAAAACAAACACAUUCGUAUAAAUGUAAAAAUUCCGAAGGAAGAAUCGAGUUUCGCACCCACACAACCCUUCUCGAUCAGUAGUGGAAGCGCAGGUGAAAAAGAGUGCAGCAAAAUUCACUCAGCACGCGAAAAGUGUCGGUUUUUGUUCAUUUUUCUGUGUAUGUAGUAUUGACACACAUACGAAAUACCGUUCCGUGAGGCGCGCGAUUGUACACGAAAGGUAUAUCGGUGGAAGAGCAGCAAGUUUAUAGUAAAUAGAAGAAACACCGUCUGUGAUUGGAAUUCAAUAUAAAUUUUGCGACCCAGCACACGGCCCACGGAUUACCAUUUUCGGGUUGGAACGGGCCAGCUGCUGCAGCAACAGAUCGUCGCUGAUCUCGGGCCCAACCCAUACGGCAGUUCAUCAUGGAGUCGAUGGAGUAUGAAAUGGCUCGCAAUAUGACGCUGUUGUUCUUCCUAGAGCGGCUGCUAGAUCGCGGUGAGCCACGUACCCUGCACGAUCUGUCGUGCCAGUUCGGGGCCCGAGGUUUCACCAAGGAGAUGAGACAGAUUGCCGGGGGCAGCCAGUCAGGUCUCAAAAAAUUUCUCUCCCAGUAUCCAGCGCUGUUCGAGAUCAACGGCGAUUUUGUGCACAUCAACAGCUACACAUCGAGCAGCGUGGAUGACUCGUCGAUUCCGGGCAAACGAGACUACAUCCAGGAGGCAAAAGACUACUUCAAACACAAACUGCUGCAGUACGGCAAAGGUACUGAGGUACCGAUUCGCAGCUUACUGGGUCACCGCAGUCAGGCGUCGCCGCAGGUGCGGCACAUAUCCGGUCAGCACAUCCGAGAGUUCACAGAAUUCCUGCUCAAACACCCGGACACGUUUCACGUAGUGGACGGUGAGAAUGUCAUACUGGUCGGGUGCGAAAAUGAGGAAGAUGUUCCGGCCUCCGAGCGGCUGCAUCUUCCGAACUCAUUCAUCGACACACAGGCCACCCAGCAGCUACUGGACUCAUUUGCUCAAGUGAUAGAAGUUAAGGGUCCUAUCAUAGUCGAUCAGCUCUUCCACAUGGUUACCUCAAACUUCCCCCAGGAACAGUGGUUCCAUAUGUUCAAGAAUCCAAGCGACUUGAAAACGUUUCUGAAGCUAUUCUCAGAUUGCUUCCACAUCCAAUCCAAUCUAGUCACGCUAUUGCAGAAGCCAAAGCUGUCCGAUUCUCACAUUCGGCAAGCUCAGGACAAGCUGAAUCUUUCCAAUAGCACCUUUGGUCCCGGAAGCACUGGUACCGGUAGUGGCGGAAGUGCCAUUGGCAGUACCAACGGUAGUGGUAGCACAAGCAGGACAGCCUCACCGAAAAAUAUGAUAGGGGAUUUUAAACUUAACGAACCGGUAUCGGUCGGAAUCGGACCCAACAAUCCGGCCAAUGUACUGAAUAAUAUCAAAAACGAACCCACCAGUGGCUUCGAUAGUUUGCUAAUCAAUAACGAUUUUAAAAUGGAAAAUCUGUGCUCCAGAAACUGCCCCUCGUUAGCCAAUGCACCCUAUUCGAAGAGCCAGCAGCAGUAUACGACUGUGAAACAAGAACCCAAUCCCGCUAAUGCCACAGAGAAAGCAAACCUCAUUAACAACAAUCCGGCUGUGAAUCCGAAGCAUCAAACCUUGAAACAGCGUAUUAAUAGUUUGGUGAUAAAAACGCUAGCCGAAAACCUAGAAAAAGAUAAGCAAUCAAUGUCUGCCAUUCAGCAAACUCAUCACAGUAUUGCGGUCGGCCCCGGCGGCGGUGGUCAAGGGAACAACAAUACUUCCCCUCAUCCCGUUUCGCCAACACCCACCAGUCCGGUUCAUUCGAACAACUACUUCAUUGGGGAUACGUGGAAAAUCAAAGUUCUACACAACACCCGGGUAAUCUCGACCGUUAAGGAUUCCCUGUUCGUCACUCAAGCCAUCAUGAAAUCAGCCUACGAGGAUCAGGCGGUGAUAUCGUUCGACUGCGAAGGUAUCAACCUUGGUGUUCGGGGGCAGAUCACCAUUAUCCAGCUGGGGACGACCCGGGGAGAGGCGUUCAUUUUUGACGUUGCCACCUGCCCGGACAUGGUCGCGCACGGGGGCAUCAAGGAGAUUCUGGAGGCGGACAAAGUUAUCAAGGUGAUACACGAUUGUCGGAACGAUUCGGUCAAUCUGUACAACCAGUUCCAGAUUAUGCUGCGGAAUGUGUUUGAUACGCAGUCUGCCCAUGCUGUACUCCAGUUCCAAGACCAGGGCAAACAGGUCUACAAGGUCAAGAACGUUUCCCUCAACACUCUGUGCGAGAUGUACAAUGCCACCGUUAAUCCGAUGAAGGAUCAGCUCAAGAACGUAUAUCGCCGGGAUCAAAAGUACUGGGCCCGGAGGCCACUCACCCGAGACAUGCUCCUCUACGCUGCCGGAGAUGUGCUCAUAUUGAUCAACGAACAGCUGUACCUCAAUAUGGCAUCAUCUAUUAAACCUGAAUACCGGGAACUACUCUCGGAACUGUCUACUGAGCAGAUUUUAAUGUUAAUCCGCCCAGUUGACGUCAAAAUGCGUAAAAAGCAGCGCAAGGUUCGCUCGGAAAUCCAGGAUCUGAAAGUCAAACUUAAAGGUGCCAGCAAAAAUGUUGUACUGAGCAAUCGAGAAAUACGAUUGCUUAGGUACAUGGAUUUAACCGAGGACGAAAAAGAGAAACUUAGAGUCUCCUACAAAGUGGCCAAGAAGCUGGAUAAGCUUGAAAACUUCGACCGGGAUCGUGGCGACGCGAGCGAUUCCGACGACGAAUGCGAUGGGGCGGAGCAGGAAUAUCAAAGUCUGGACAGUAUUCCAUCGGACAAUUCACUGCCCGGAACGGGCGGGGGACCAGGAACGUUUUCCCCCAAAAGCUCAGAACCGCCUAGUUUGACGGAAUCGAUGCAACUGAUGGACGAAAUUCUAUCGAACACGACCAUGGAUCGGAUGGCCAAGAUUGACAAGCUGGAAGCAAUUCUUUCCGCUGCGACACUGCUGCCGAAUGAUCAGUCUUUCACUGAGACAAUGAACAAUUUCAAUACCAAUACGAUAGUAGUAACUAACGAUAAUAUUCUGCAGCCGGCGAAAAAGGAGGAAGCCAAAGGACGAACGUCCAAAUCCACCAGCGGCGGAGGUUCUGCCGGCAGCGCCUUUGUUGGUGGUGGUGGCUCCAAGGUUUCGUCCCGUCUGCAUCAGCACGGUACUACGCCACCGCCUGCUUCUGCACCGGUGGUACCGAAGGCCGAAACCAAAGAGGCCGGCUGUCAGACGUUGAGCACUGGCGAUAUUGUUAUCACGAAAAUUUUCUUCAAAGAGGAACUGGACAAAAAGCCGGAAAAGAUGCUCACUUCAACAACGAAACGGAACGGUGAAACUGUGCAGCAGCAGCAGCAACACACCCAGGUACCGGCUUGAGAGUGGACCAAUGGACGUUCGCGACCGGUGAUAAGAACCGCAGCUGGCGUUUUCGUCGUCCAUCAGUCCUACAAACGUUGUGAAUAGGUUUGUUUUUCUUUUGUUUGUUUUUGGGCAGGUUUAUUUUCAGUGUGGAUAUCAGAUAUCUACUGGGUAACGAGCACGCGAAACAAACGUGUUUUGAGAGAGCGAGAAGACGCGAAAGAAUGUAGUACGAACGAUGUAAUAAUUUAUGAGUUGAAUACGUAUAUAUUUUUUUAAUAACAUCCGUAUUUAUAAAAAAAACACAUAGGUAACACCUGAAAGAUUAGGUGGAAAGAUAUAAAUUGUACAGUAACUAUGAGAAUUUGUAGAUUUGAGACACGGUUAAUGAACCAUUAACAAUAUUAUUUUUGAUAGAUAUUUAAACAAAAGGAAAAUUAUAGGCAUAGCUAUACUCUUCCAUGAACCACUCAAUUUCGAGGAUCAUUUUUUUUUUGUGCGGAGCAGCAGAGAUAGGAUAGUAAACCAUUUUUACUCCUACGAUAGUUAACAACGGAAAAGUAUAAAGUGAAAUGUUAGAUGAAAUUUGCUUCUAUUAUACACUUAUUAGAUUGAUACUAACUUUAAUGACCUAUUUGAUGAACUUUGUGAUUCAUUUUCAUAGAACAGAACAGAAGCGAAAACUAUAUAACGAAAAAGCUAAUAAAAAUUGCAAAACAUUCUAACAAUAUAUUUAAAUUUCGAUGCAAAAAAACGAAAAACAAUAAAGCAAAAAAACACAUCA
Molecule: messenger RNA, 4758 nt
Organism: Topomyia yanbarensis
Lineage: Eukaryota; Metazoa; Arthropoda; Insecta; Diptera; Culicidae
Gene: egl
Exons: 7
Coding region: 978-3992 (1004 amino acids)
Biological process (GO): nucleobase-containing compound metabolic process
Molecular function (GO): 3'-5' exonuclease activity; nucleic acid binding
Source: RefSeq, a predicted model, not a curated record